Anolis carolinensis (green anole) is the source of this 2109-nucleotide messenger RNA. It is a transcript of the gene ctsa, whose product is annotated as cathepsin A. The coding region runs from base 16 to 1626 and encodes 536 amino acids. NCBI's taxonomy places the organism in Eukaryota, Metazoa, Chordata, Lepidosauria, Squamata, Anolidae. The transcript has 15 exons. Gene Ontology annotation, biological process: proteolysis. Gene Ontology annotation, molecular function: serine-type carboxypeptidase activity. The record is from RefSeq and is a predicted model, not a curated record.
UUCAGAGUGCAGCUGAUGACCUGUCAAGCCCCCCUCGCUUCGGGACCCCAUGAACCGGCAAAGGGGGGGAGGGCGUUGGGGUCUCCUCUGGGUCCCCCCUCCCUCUCAAAUACGGUUGGUGGGGACGAGAGAGAGAGAGAGAGAGAGAGGAGGGGUCUUCUCGGUGGUGGGCAGCCGAGGGAGAAGCAGGUCCAAGCGAUGGGUCUCCUGGUUCCGCUCCUGCUUUUGGCGCUGCUGUCCUUCGGGGCCAAAGCCGCUCCGGCCGGGCACGAGGUCACCUACCUUCCGGGACUGGCCAAGCAGCCCUCCUUCCGGCACUUCUCGGGAUACCUGGACGUGGACAAGGACAAGCACCACCACUACUGGUUUGUGGAGGCGCAGGGAGGCAAUGCGCAGGAGAAGCCCCUGGUGCUCUGGCUGAACGGGGGUCCCGGCUGCAGCUCCAUGGAGGGCUUCCUGUCCGAACACGGACCCUUCACGAUCCAGCCGGAUGGGGCCACCCUGGAGUACAAUGACUUCGCCUGGAACAAGCUGGCCCACAUCCUGUACAUGGAGUCCCCGGUGGGCGUGGGCUACUCCUAUUCGGACAGCCAGGACUACCGGACCAAUGACACAGAGGUGGCCCGUGCCAACUACCUGGCGCUGAAGGAGUUCCUCCGCCUGUUCCCGGAGCACAGCAAGAGGGACCUGUACCUCACGGGGGAGAGCUACGGGGGCAUCUACAUCCCCACCCUGGCCGAGUGGGUCAUGCAGGACCCCAGCCUCAACCUGAAGGGUCUUGCGGUGGGCAACGGCCUCUCCUGCUACGAGACCAACGACAACUCCCUGGUCUACUUCGCCUACUACCACGGCCUCCUGGGCACCAGGCUCUGGUCGGACCUGCAGAAGUUCUGCUGCUCGGGCGGGAAAUGCAACUUCCACGACAACAAGGACUUGAACUGCACCCUGGGUAUGGCGGAGCUGAUCCGCAUUGUGGACGAGUCCGGCCUCAAUAUCUACAAUCUCUACGCUCCAUGCGCCGGGGGAGUGCCUGGACACUACAGGUACCAGGACGGGGUGCUGGUCACUCAUGACCUGGGCAACAGCUUCACCCGGCUGCCGAUGCGCUACUCCUGGAGGCAGAACCUGCUGACCCUGCAAGCGGGGAAGCACCGUGUGCGGCUGGACCCCCCCUGCACCAACACCUCGGCCCCCUCCAGCUACAUGAACGACCCUCAGGUCCGGAAGGCCCUGCACAUCGUGGAUGACGCUCCCGAGUGGGAGAUGUGCAGCUUUGACGUCAGUCGUGGCUACAAGCGCAUUUACCAAAACAUGAAGGACCAGUACCUGAAGCUGCUCAGCACCUUGAAAUACCGCAUCCUGAUCUACAACGGGGACGUGGACAUGGCCUGCAACUUCCUGGGGGACGAGUGGUUCGUGGACUCCUUGAACCAGAAGGUGGAAGUGGCUCGCCGGCCCUGGAUUUACACGGAUGAAGACGGGCAGGACCAGAUCGGGGGCUUUGUGAAGGAGUUCACCAACAUCGCCUUCCUCACCAUCAAGGGCGCUGGACACAUGGUGCCCACCGACAAGCCCCGGGCGGCCUUCAACAUGUUUGAGCGCUUCAUCACCCGGCAGCCGUACUGAUGGGGAGCCCCACCCACCCACCCAUGCGCCCCCCACGGCCCCCCACUGCCUUCCUUCCCUCCCACUGGUGGAGACCCCCUUCCUCCCCCUCCCCCGGUGGCACCACUCUCCCUCCGCGGCCAUGCGGUCACUCACUCUGGACGUUGGCACGAGUUGGAGGGGUGCUGCCCACCUCAACCCGCUUCCCUAGCAAGGCCCACUUCACUGGUGGCCUUUGGGACACCCCCUCCCCUCCCCCCUGCACUUUUGCACUGAUCUGGGGCAGCGGGGGACCGGCCGCUUGACCCCUGCCUGCCUCUUCCCGGUCCCUGAGGGACCCUCCUCGGCCUUCUUCUCAGUCUGUCCAAAGAGGAAGGACGCCGACUCACCGAUGAUGAUGACAAUGACGACGAAGAUGACGAAUCGGAGGCCGCUCCUGGCCUUGGGGGCAAGACUCUCUCUGCUCCCGCGAGCCCUGAUUAAAACUUAUUUUUCCUAAAAGGA